AUGAGUAACAUAGUGAAUCAUAGUGUGCUUCCGGAAUUAGCCGAAGAUAAUGAGGAAAAUUGCCAAGAUAAUGAGGGUCCUCCGUUAAAUGACGAAGUAUCAGGAGAAUACAAUGAUCUUGUCCCUAAGGUUGGAAUGAAAUUCAAUUAUGAGAAUGAAAUUUAUGAAUUUUACAAACAAUAUGCUUACCAUGUGGGUUUUCCAAUAAAAAAAAGGAAUUCGAAGAAGGGUGAGGAUGGGGUCGUAAGAUAUGUGACUUAUGCAUGUAGUCGAGAGGGCAAAAGAACUAGUCAAGCUAGCACUUCUUUGAAGCCUCAACCAACAAUUCGAAUAGGGUGUAAAGCUAAGAUCACAGCCAUAUUAGUUGUUUUAGGAACAUGGCAAAUAAGCACCAUCCAUCUUGAGCAUAACCAUGAAACAAGUCCAAGCAAAUCUAGGUUGUAUAAAUGUAAUAGACAGUUGAACGAUCAGGUGAAGCGACAACUUCAAGUUAAUGAUAUAGCUGGAAUCUCGCUACAGAAAAGUUAUAACUCAGCUGUUGUUGAGGCUGGUGGGUAUGAGAAUCUGACAUUUGUGGAAAAAGAUUGUAGAAAUUAUAUUGAUAAGGUGAGAAAGUUAAGACUUGGGGAAGGAGAUGCUAUUGCUAUUCAAGCGUAUUUUUCUAAAAUGCAAGCCCUUUGUCCGGGUUUCUACUUUAGUGUCGACUUGGAUGAAGAGUAUCAAUUGAGGAAUGUAUUUUGGGCGGAUAAUAGAUGUAGACAAGCGUAUAAGGAAUUUGGCGAUGUUGUGACAUUCGACACCACAUACCUGACCAAUAGGUACGACAUGCCAUUUGCUCCAUUUGUUGGUGUAAAUCACCAUGGGCAGUCGACACUAUUUGGAUGUGGUCUACUUUCGAACGAGGACACUAGGACUUUUGUGUGGCUAUUUAGUACAUGGCUUCAGUGCAUGGAGGAUCAAGCUCCCACUGGAAUAAUCACUGACCAGGAUAGGGCUAUGCAAAACGCAAUUGAGAUAGUUUUCCCUAACACGAAGCACAGGUGGUGUUUGUGGCAUAUACUAAAGAAGUUGCCUGAAAAGUUUGGGAACCAUAGUUACGAGGCUUCAAUUCUUUCGGCUGUACAUGAUGUUGUGUAUGAAUCACAUAGUCCUGAAGUAUUCGAGCAAGGUUGGAGUUUAAUGAUUAAGAAAUAUGCACUGCAUGACAACGAUUGGUUGUCUGGACUAUACACACAAAGAGCCCGUUGGGUGCCAUGUUUCUUGAAAACUAGUUUUUGGGCAGGAAUGUCAACAACCCAGCGGAGUGAGAGCAUGAAUGCAUUUUUUGAUGGUUAUGUACACUCAAAAACUUCAUUGAAGCAAUUUGUUGAACAAUAUGAGCGUGCAUUGAGGUCUAAAGUUGAAAAGGAGUUUCAGGCAGACGUUAAGUCAUUUUCUCAGAUGGUCCCAUGCGCAUCGAGAUAUCCCAUGGAGAAACAAUUUCAAGAAGUAUACACAAUCUCAAAAUUCAAGGAGUUUCAGAAUGAGUUCACAGGGAAGAUGUAUUGCGAGGUUGUGUCUAUCGAGGAGGGGUCGCUUGGUACGAGGUACAAGGUGCGCGAAGAUAUCAUAUUUGACGAAAGAUUCAAGGAGAGAAAAUUUUCAGUUGAUAUUGACAAAGAGAAAUGCAAUUUUAUUUGUAGUUGUCAUAUGUUUGAGUUUAGGGGAAUAAUAUGCAGACAUAUGGUCACAGUAUUGAUUCGAGAUGGUAUCAGAUCACUUCCUGACAAGUAUAUCUUAAGGCGGUGGAGGAGAGAUCUCAGUAGAUCCUACACGAGAGUAAAGAUUAAUUAUAACGGUUGGAUUAGUACGCCUAGUCAGUUAAGAUACGAUAAGCUGUGCAGUGUGUUUGCAAAGAUUGCAGACUUGGUUGCAGAUGAUGAAGAUAGUACCCGGGAAACUAUGGAGUGGAUGGAAUCUCAAUUGGCUGCAUUGAGGAAAUCUAAUACGAAGCCUAGUUGUGGUAGUAAUAUACAUGUUGAAGAUAGUGUGCAAGAACAAUUUCCUGAUUCUGGAGAGGCAGCUACAGCUUCAAGCGUGCAAAUUUUGGAUCCAAGAUGCUCGCAGACAAAGGGAGCCCCUAGGAAGCUUCGCAAUAAGGGUCCAUUGGAAACGAGUUCUAAGAAAGCGAAGAAGGUGCCAUUGGAAAGGAGUUCCAAAAAAGCGAAGGUGGGAUCCUCGAAAGUAAACGAAGGCAAUGCUCCGAUGCAAAACAUUAUUCAAGACAAUCAAGUAUUUAGUGAAGGAUUUACACAAGGACAAUAUCACGAUUUGGCAUCAUUCUCAUGCUCAGAAUUAAUGGCUUCUUUUGGUACAGCUCAACCCUUCAUGCCAAUGUACGUGCCCCAUCCACAACCCGAUGACAACCCACCAGAUGCAAAGAAGCACAUGGAAUUUGUUUGUCGAAUGAAGCACUACAUUACCAUGCCUCUCUUCAUAGAUAGGACAGCCAAGGUGAAACGUUAUGAGCAACUUCCAGCCUCUCAAACAUGCUACAUUGUGGUAUAG
Molecule: messenger RNA, 2547 nt
Organism: Diospyros lotus (date-plum)
Lineage: Eukaryota; Viridiplantae; Streptophyta; Magnoliopsida; Ericales; Ebenaceae
Product: protein FAR1-RELATED SEQUENCE 5-like
Exons: 6
Coding region: 1-2547 (848 amino acids)
Molecular function (GO): zinc ion binding
Source: RefSeq, a predicted model, not a curated record